CUUAAUAAAUUCAUCACCAAACAAAAAAAAUCAAACCAUGCACACUGCGAUCAGUCACGUACUAAGUGGCUCGCGUCGAUUCCCUUGCAACGCUGCAACAGGGCGGCGUGCCGGCGAGAGGAAACGUGUGUUCCGUUCGCCGCGUCCGGAGCCCGCGGCGCGAUGGCGGCCGCGGCAUCCACACGUACACCUCCCCACCGCCGCUUCUCUUUCGCGGACGCGUGUGGAGCUCGCCCGCCGAGCGGUCGCCGUCGCCCCAGAAUUUCUCUCGCGAUCCGAUCCGAUCAGACGCGGUAGAAUCCCAUCAGGCAGGCAAGCCGCGCGCCCCGGUAUAUUUAGACGCGCUCGACGCCGCGGCGCGCGCCUCAGUUUGAGCUGAGCUGAGCUGCGAGCUCUCUCUCUCUUUCUCUCGGCAGCUGGUUGCCACGCCUUGCCAUGGCGAUGGUGGUGGAGGAGCUCGACGAGUUCGAGGUGCUGUGGCCUGACACCGACGCCGCCGACGACGACGCGCCGCCGCCGGCGAUCUCGCCUGCGCCGCCGGUGCAGCCAUACGAGACACGCGCGCCCACGCCGCGCGUCAAGCACUCUCGGCCGGUGGACGUCCCCUGCAGGGGAGCGCGCUUACACCGGUGGAACUGGAGAUACGGUGGUGCCAGCAUGGAGGAGGACGGCCACGGCAGCGUCGUCGGGAAGGUGGUGAUCGUGCCGCCGCACCUGCUGCUGCUGUUCGGCGUGCGGCGGCCGGAGGAGGAGGAGGAGGAGGAGAUGGCGGCGGCGCCGUGCACGCUGCCGUCGUCGUUGGGGACGCGGCCGUGCAAGCGGGCGCGCGACCUGCGCCACCUGCGCAACUCGGUGCUGCGGAUGACCGGGUUCAUCGAAGGAUGAUGAUGCAUGCGCUGCUGCCAUUGAGGGUUAAGGACAGGUUAUGAAGUUGAAGCUGUAUAUGCAUCCAUGGAAGUACUGGAUUUGUAUCAUGAAUGAGGAAUUAAAAUGUAAGAAGAUGAUUUGGGAGCUCGAUUUGAAUUGGUCUCGUUGCUUUAAUUUUACUUGAACAAAUAAGUUCCGGGAAAUUUUGUCAUGCUUCAGUAUAUCAAAAGGGAUCAAACACUGAGGAUGCCGUGGAUUGUAAAUACCUAUCUUGCCGUGUGAAAAUUGUCAUUUAUCAAGUUGGGUU
Oryza sativa Japonica Group (Japanese rice) is the source of this 1174-nucleotide messenger RNA. RefSeq lists its product as uncharacterized. The record is from RefSeq and is a predicted model, not a curated record. Lineage: Eukaryota; Viridiplantae; Streptophyta; Magnoliopsida; Poales; Poaceae.